Aspergillus mulundensis is the source of this 1641-nucleotide messenger RNA. RefSeq lists its product as uncharacterized. The record is from RefSeq and is a predicted model, not a curated record. Bases 1 to 1641 code for a protein of 546 amino acids. NCBI's taxonomy places the organism in Eukaryota, Fungi, Ascomycota, Eurotiomycetes, Eurotiales, Aspergillaceae. The transcript has a single exon.
AUGGCACAACGCCUGGAUACCGAGGCCCUUGCCUCCUCUGAAGACCUCUUCACUCUCGAACGGAUUGAUCAGGAUGGUCUCAGUCCUCGCAAGCCAAGCGUGAUCCUCGUCUGCCCCUCCGUCACGACCUCCGGCACGAGCUCCUUCACGACACGCUACUUCUCCAUCCUGGCGAAGAUGCUCCGCGACGCGCACCUCAUCUUCGCGUUCAAUGUCGCCGACAUCCACCGUAUCCUGAGCGACGAGGUUAUCGCGGACUCGAUUGCUGGCUUUGUUGUCACGGACGCGAGAGUCAUGGGUGUUGAUACCGGCUCUGGUGCGGGUACCGACGUUGGUGUUAGUACUCGUGGGACCUGCAGAGACACCCGUGAAGACCAAGACGCAGAGACGGUCGCAAUGUCAAAUAUGUUGAAGGACAUUGUACAGGGUAAAUACGCCUAUGGCUACGAGAAGCCGCAGGAAAAGCCCAAAGUCACUGGUCGUAAGAACAGAAAUAGAGGGUUGAUACCUGAAUUUCCCACCGGGACCAACACAGUCCAUGGAAUCAGCAACAGACGCCCUCGCAACACUCCCCGCGAUUGGACCGUCGUCUUUGCUUUCGACUUCCCUGCCCAAGCAGCAUGUCACCCUCUCCGUUUCGGCAAAUACAUGUUGGAGACGUUUGGACUGGGUUGGCGCAUUUGCGGCGCAACGAAGACCAAGUGGCAGCUCUGUAUCAAUGAGCCGUGCCUCAAGAAGAUGGGCGAACGUGUGUACAGGGGCGAUAAGUAUGAGAUUCGCGCUGUGUUCUUGGACGGUGUUGUGGAAAAUGAUAAAGUGCUUAUCGUCAAGAAGAAGACGGAGCACGAUCAGAAAGACGAAAGCCAAAAGAAGAAGCAGAAGGCUAGCCGCUGUACUGUUCGAGAACGCCGUCGAAACGAGGCUAAGGAGCACGAUGACAUGGAGAUGGCAGAGCGUGUGUCAAGCGACGAGACAGACAGCACAACAGGCGAAGAACCCAAAUUCAGAAUCGAGCGCGUGGAAGUCAGCGAUCGCCACGGCGGUUGGAGACUGGCGGCCGACGCAAACGGUCCUUUCCUUCCUGCUCCUGGCGAGGACGUCGAGAUGCUCACGCCCAUGAUAAGAGCUGAGCUCCGCCGCGAGGAACGUGACUGGGCGGACGACGAGCUCACUACCGGCGAAGACUCUGAUUGUGACGACAAAAUCGAAGUCGAUGAGGGCGGCUGCGACGAAGACGACGAAGGUGAAGAUUCAACCAGUAGCAGCAGCAGCUCGUCGGACGAUGACAACAAUCCCAAUCCUACCCGCAACACCCGCACCAUCUACCUCAACCCUGACCAGCGCGGCCAGAAAAGCGACUCCGAUGCCGACGACGUCCAGUCUCCCAAGAAGAAAAAGCAGAAGAGAAGCUACAAGCCCGCCAAACGCAUCGCUAACUGCCCCGUCGCUCUCCACGAUGUGAGGUCUUGGCUCGAGAAGGGAGACCAGCGCGUCCGCGUCUAUGGCUACGUCGGCUUUGUGGGACAUGUCGAGGAUAAUCGCUCCAUGGCGAGCUUGAUCUUGGGUAUGUGUGGCGUACGCAAUACGGCUCCCUUGCCUCAGAGGCUUGCGACUUGGCUCAGGGAGAAUCGCCUUAGAUAG